Molecule: messenger RNA, 2141 nt
Organism: Contarinia nasturtii (swede midge)
Lineage: Eukaryota; Metazoa; Arthropoda; Insecta; Diptera; Cecidomyiidae
Gene: nau
Product: myogenic factor 5
Exons: 5
Coding region: 469-1446 (325 amino acids)
Biological process (GO): regulation of transcription by RNA polymerase II; positive regulation of myoblast differentiation; muscle organ development
Molecular function (GO): RNA polymerase II cis-regulatory region sequence-specific DNA binding; protein dimerization activity; DNA-binding transcription factor activity, RNA polymerase II-specific
Source: RefSeq, a predicted model, not a curated record
UAUCGUAAAGACGUCGACGAAUUGUCAUGUAAACCGAAAUCGUAUCCGUGCUCGACUCGAUCGGCGCAUUCACUUCACACUCCAAGCGCCUUCAAGACUAUUAUGUGCGCACUUCGUUCAAUUGCCAUUUAUCUGUUGGCUGUGUCGCGUCUACUACAAAACCGCACACAACAUUUGAUGUGCAAACAGAUUUUCUAUCCUCGUGUCGACCAAACUGAAAAUCAACAUUUGAAAACUCGAUUGUGAGUGCAUAUCCUUUUGAUCACCGCCGCAUUCGGAAAAGUGUUGAAAAAUUUAUCGAAUUGAACAUAUGUAGUGAUCAAAUUAACGAUUUUUUAUUGAGUGUAAAAUGAUUUGGAUGUGAUUCAAAUAGAAUGUCAUUAUUAAAUGAAUCUAAACAAAAUGACAAAGUGAAAUUAGCACGAAAAAAGAGAGCAUCAUCGUAAAUACUUCCGUGUUUUUGUGAUUAUGACAAAAUCAGUGUCGAAAAACAAUUUCGUAGUGUUGAAGAGAAUAAAAAGAUUUAAUUGUAAAUUAGACGCACAAAGUGUCGAAAAUAAGCGAUUGCAUUUACUGAAUCAUCGAUUCAAAUCGGGUGCAAUAAAACGUCGGAAUUGUUCGGUGAUUUUCCAUAAGCGUUUUGAUUUAAUUGAAUUUAUGAACCGACAACUGACAAUCGGUGAUAAUUGUAGUACAAAUUAUGUAUCAUCAACGAUGGGUGUUUUAUCGCCAGCAACAACAUCGACAUCAAGUUGCAGCAAUGAAGAGGAUCUAUCACAUUUACAAUCGCUACCAUCGUCCACAUCGUCCACCGUUGAUCAUUUUGAACAACACAUUUUAGAACCGAUCUCGCACACUGUUAACGGCAUUCAAAUUACAAAACGUCCAUGUUUAACAUGGGCAUGCAAAGCAUGCAAGAAAAAAACGGUCACAGUCGAUCGUCGAAAAGCUGCCACACUCAGAGAACGACGGAGAUUACGAAAAGUGAAUGAAGCGUUCGAAUUGUUAAAACGGUGUACAAGUGCAACGAAUUCAAAUCAACGACUGCCGAAAGUGGAAAUUCUUCGCAAUGCCAUCGAAUACAUUGAAAAUCUAGAGGAUAUGUUGCAUCAACAUGAAAACGACGUGCAACAGACGAUCAAUGAAACACAAAGUCUAACGUUAAAUAGCAAUAUUGAGUGUAAUACAUUUAAGCAAAGUUCAAACAAUAAUUCAGCAUCUCUAAAAUAUUCGGAGUUUUGGCAACGAUCGCCCGUUUUCAAAGACCGAUCACACAAGCAAAAAGACGCAAACUAUAAAAUAUUGCCAAUUACUGGUUUAUCAUCGUCAGCCCAUGCGAGUGAUGGAAAUGGCACUGCCAGUCUAGAAUAUUUAAAUUUAAUUGUUCAAAGCAUCAAUUCGAGUACACCAAUGUCAUCUCCAAACCAACCGCAAACUCUGCUAUAACGCUUUGAACGACGCCCAAUAAAAUUAAUCACUUUCUUUUCAAAAUCCAUAUAUAUUUUCUCAUGUUAGAAGAAAAUAGAGAGAGAACGAUAGCCCGAGAUCUCUCUGAGAUAGAGAGAGAGAGAGAGAGAGAGAGAGAGAGAGAGAGAGAGUUAGCAAAGUAAGCAUCAGCGGCAGUAUCAUCAGAAGCGGCAAUAGACAGCAUCAUAAUAAUCAUAAUUUUCUUAAAUGAAGAAAAAAAGAACGGGACAAAAAAAAAAUAACGAACAACUCGGGAACUUCUUAGAAGCUAAUGAUACAAAAAUCUAUUUUUGGCAACAACUGCAAAUAAUAUAUGUCGCACAAUAUUAUAAUAAAUGUGUGUGCCCGUACUCGACGAGUACGACAUCCACGACCGUUGUAGAUAGAGAGAAAAAUCGGAAAAAUGUCACGAAAGAAAAACAAAUUGAAGUAAACGGCAAUGCAUUAGACAAGGCGAAAAAUAAAAUGAUAUUUUCUCAGCAAACAAAUCGAAAAUUGUGAAGAAAGAAGAGAGAAUGAGCGAAUGAGGGCGAAAGUGUAUGUGUGAGAAAGAGAGAUGAAAAUGAGAAAAAAGAGAGAUUGAGUGUGUGACAUGCUUGCAAACAAACAAAGAGAUACACUUAAAUAAACAGAAUCAAGAGAUCACAGUAUCUAUUUGAAAACAGAAAAACAGA